Amyelois transitella is the source of this 534-nucleotide messenger RNA. RefSeq lists its product as uncharacterized. The coding region runs from base 28 to 534 and encodes 168 amino acids. Lineage: Eukaryota; Metazoa; Arthropoda; Insecta; Lepidoptera; Pyralidae. The transcript has 3 exons. The record is from RefSeq and is a predicted model, not a curated record.
AGUAAAGGACGUGUUUAUUAUGUAAAAAUGAAUUCGUUAGAAUCAAGAAAACGAAAAGUGGAUUCAAUAUCACGAUACCAAAGCAAAAUGUUACGAGUUGAUGUUGAGCAUUAUUAUGAUGGUGACCAAAGCAGUACAAGUAAUGAAAAUAAACGCUCCAUUCUUGCAGAGACAUUGGUUGAAGAUAAAUAUUAUGAAAUUGAUAAUAAUAUUGCCACGAACUCGCAGCGUGCUAGUGGGAACUCUCUUCAGUCUUCUGCUAAUAGUAGUGAAAUAAUAGAUGGCACAGAUGAAGAAUGUUAUAAUGAAAAUUCGAACGUAAUUUCAAAUAUUAUUCGACAACAUAGCAAAGUAAAUAUUGAACGAAAUGAAAAAGUUUUCAAAAAGCAGCUGAAAAAACAUUUACGAUCUUUUAAGUUUGGUGAAAAUUCUGUGGUUUCCACUAAUAAUAGUAUAAUAUUAAUACCAUCACCGCUUAAAAUAAGUCAGAACCAAAAAACACAAGGAAAAUAUUCCAGCUAUUCCUGUUGCUGA